AUCACCACCAAUAACAACAAACAGGAGGCAGCAGGACACCAAAUUCUGCUUUUCCUUCUUAUUUCCUUGUUAUUAGUGUUAUUUGACCACUCCUUCAGUCAUGGCGGACCAGAAUAAAGAGAACCCGCUGCACAUCUCCUGGCACGACAGCAUGUGGGUGCCGCAUCUCAAUUCCUCCAAUGUGAUGAACUACUUCAGUGAGCGUUCCAACCCUUUCUAUUCACGCGACUGCAACAAUGAGUUCAUCAAGAUGCAGCAGAACACCCGCGUCGACCAGCUCACACACAUGCAGGGAGUGGAGUACAUCCUGCUGCACACACAGGAACCCAUUCUGUAUAUCGUCCGCAAGCAGAACCGUUACUCUCCGACGCAGGUGACGCCACAAGCUAACUACCACAUCAUCGGUGGGCAGGUGUUCCAGACGCCGGACCUCGGAUCAAUCAUCAAUUCACGCAUGCUGGCGGCCGUGAGCAACUUGAACAAUGCCUUCACGGAGCUGCAGAUGUACUCGCAGUACCACCCGUCCAAGGGCUACUGGUGGCAGUUCAGAAAUCACCCUGACUCUGCCGCCGCUGCCAACGCCGCCGCCAAGGACAAGGAGAAGAAGCAGAAGGCCACCAGUACAGGACGCGAGGAACCUGCUUCAGUCUUCCAGCACAGACGGGUUGGUGCCCUGCUGGAGGACCUGCAGGCUAAGUUCCCCUACAAGUACCCUGCCCAGACAGCACAGCAGCAGCAACAACAGCAGACACAGCAGGCCACUCAGCAGGGCACACAGCAACAGAGUCAGCAGGAGGGAAUUAAACUUGAGGACAUGAAGACUGAGAUUAAAACAGAGGUGAAGUUAGAGGUGAAGGCUGAAGUGAAAGGUGAUCCCUCCCCCCAGCCUGCCUCACAGCGUUCAGCCCGCCCACCGCCAGAGAAGAGACAACGCACGGGGCCAUAGUACUGAAAUGUGUGUGUGUGUGUCUGUGUGUGUGUAUGAAUGUCACUGACUGUCCCUGAAUGCCUAGUGUGCUAUUAUCUAUUAAUUUUGUUUAGGGACCGGCAAGUGGGUAUUUUUUUUUCUAAUCACCAUUUUUGUUGCCCUUGCCUGGAUUUCCCUCUUACAUAUAAAAAAAAAAACAAUAAGAAAGCCAAGAGGUGUGUUUUUGAUGGUGUUUUCUGAAGCAUUUUGGCUCUAAAGGGUUGUCAGUGUUCCAAGAGUGUCUCCAGUUCCUGUGAUAGUUUGAAAGGUUAAAUUUUGAGUUGUUGGGUGUUUUUUUAAGUUGUUUUUCUUCAUUCCAGUGAUGGUUUAAGAGGUUUUGUUGGCAGUUAUUGGGAUUUUUCAGUCUUGAUAUCAGUGACAGUUUAACAAGUUUGCAGAAAGUUAAUAGGUUUUUUUUUUCAGUCAAUUUUCAUGUUUCCAGUGACAGUUUAGCAAGUUUACCAGAAGCUAUUAGGGUUUUUUCUUGAUUCCACUGACAGUUUAACAAGUUUGCCCAAAGUUUUUCAGUACAUUUUUGUGGUUCCAGUUACAGUUUAACAAAUUUACUGGAAACUAUUGGGACUUUUUCAGCUCAUUUUCAUAAUUCCAGUGACAGUUUAGCAAGUUUGCCAGACGUUAUUGGAGUUUUUCCAUAAAUUUUCUUCAUUCCAGUGACAGUUUAACAAGUUUACCAGAAGCUAUUGGGAUUUUUCAGUACACUUUCAUAAUUUCAGUGACAGUUUAACAAGUUUUGCCUGAAGUUAAUGGGGAUUUUAGUACACUUUCUUGAUUUUAGCGACAGUUUAACAAGUUUGGCUGAAGUUAAUGGAGAUUUUAAGUGCUUCCACGAAUCCAAUGAUAGUUAUAUAAAGCUCAGCAGGAAAUCAUUGGUGUUUCUGAGUCUUUAUAAAUAGCACCCUUGGGAAUCUGACAAUGCAUCUGUGUGGCCUCUGAAGACAUGCCUGGUGAGAACAAAGUGUGUGUGGUGACUUCAUCCUGUUUUGUGGUGAAUAUUGUUGUAUGGUGUUUGUCUGUGUGUGGUGGGUGAGGUGUGGUGAUUGAGAGGGACAGGAUGCAGGAAGAAGAGGAGGAGGAGGAAGAAAAGUACGUUAGUAUGAUUAUGGUGAUGAGCAGAGGAACGAAUGGUGAUGGUAAGUGAGUUUCUGCGCAAGGGGUUGUGACUGACUGACUGCAUGACUGUAUGAAUGGCUGACCGACUGUGCGUUUGACUGUGUGACUGACUAUUUUAACUGUGACUGACUGUAUGACUGACUGUACAACUGACUGACUGACUUUUGGACCGUGAUUGAGUGACUGACUGUGUAGAUAACUAACUGAAUGACUAACUGACUGACUAACUAACUAACUGACUGACUGACUGACUGACUGACUGACUUGACUUUUGGACUGUGAUUGAGUGACUGAUUGUGUAAAUGACUAACUGACUGACUGACUGAAUAACUGAAUAACUGACUGACUGACCCACACCUCACUAUACCAACAAUGAAAACACAGGUGAAUCUUUUCAUAAACUGCAAUAAACUUGAAAUAUUGUU
Molecule: messenger RNA, 2523 nt
Organism: Portunus trituberculatus (swimming crab)
Lineage: Eukaryota; Metazoa; Arthropoda; Malacostraca; Decapoda; Portunidae
Gene: MED6
Product: mediator of RNA polymerase II transcription subunit 6-like
Exons: 6
Coding region: 101-946 (281 amino acids)
Biological process (GO): regulation of transcription by RNA polymerase II
Cellular component (GO): mediator complex; core mediator complex
Molecular function (GO): transcription coactivator activity
Source: RefSeq, a predicted model, not a curated record